Cuscuta campestris is the source of this 1403-nucleotide messenger RNA. NCBI's taxonomy places the organism in Eukaryota, Viridiplantae, Streptophyta, Magnoliopsida, Solanales, Convolvulaceae. The record is from the annotation of a GenBank genome assembly.
AUCAAUCUACUUUGCCGAAUUAGUUUUCUUGAAUUUUUAUUAAAAAGUCAAAAUAAAAGUAUUUAAAAUUCAGUUUUUAGAUUGGUUUUUUGUUGUACGAGCGGCUUUCGGUUUUGAUUUAGCCUAUGAUCGGUUUGGUUCGGUCGGUUUUCAACCAAUGCUUCCCUACCAGGCAGCAAUGUCAGACUCACCUUAUCUCAAUGUCAGUGAGAUGAGAUUGCCCCGAUCCAAAAAGAAGGAAUACGGCAGCAAUGUCGGCGAAGAGAAACCACAGCGACGACGACGAUGACGACAUCUUUUACUACCGUUACGCCAUAGGAUCUCUACCGCCUUCAACCUCCUCCUCCAAAACCCUAACCACCGCUUCAACCACCUCGCGCGGCGGCAGCGGCCGCCUAGCGCCAUCUAAGUCCACAGUCUAUGUCAGCAACCUAGAUUUCUCCCUCACCAAUUCCGACAUCCACACCAUAUUCUCCACCUUCGGCAAGGUCGCCAAGGUCACUGUUCUCAAGGAUCGGGAUACCAGGAGAAGUAGAGGAGUUGCCUUCGUCCUCUUCGUUUCCCGCGAGGAUGCCAUCAAAGCUGUUAAAGGGAUUGACAAAAAGCUCCUCAACGGCCGGACUUUGUCCGCCUCAAUUGCGUCUGAUAAUGGCCGGGCAGCAGAGUUUAUCCGGCGGAAGGUGUACACGGACAAGAGUAGGUGCUAUGAAUGCGGCCUGGAGGGGCACUUGUCUUAUGAGUGCCCGAAGAAUCAGCUUGGUCGGAGGGAAAGGCCUGAGCCAUCAAAGAAAGGGCGGAGGAGAGGUGGGGCUGACGGUAAGGAUAACCUUGAUGGGCUGGGUUGGGGACGAGAGGACGAGGAAGGGGAAGAUGAAGAAGAGGAUAGAGGAGAUGGUUUUGAGGAGGAGAAUUGGGCGUCCGCUGUCGAUGGAGAUGCAGGGGAGAGAUUACUAAAUGGAGGAGGAGACACUGAGGAAAAGAAGAAAUUGAAAAGAGAGAAGAGAAGAGGAUAUUUUAGCGACGAGAGCGAAGAGGAAGACUGAUUUUUUCGCUCACCAAGGAGUGUAGAUUGUUAUAUCUGAUUAGCUGUUGGAUUAGAGGGGGAAGGUCUCACAGGAAAGGUAUGAACUUUAUCUAUUGAGAUUUGUUUCAUCAUACACAUCUUUUAUCUGAUUAUGUUGUAUUUGAUCUGAAGUUGACUUGAUAUAAUGAUUUGUGGUUACCAAUGAAUUUUUUACCUAGAUGAUAGAGUAUGCUACAUUUGCAUUCACAUUUUUUGUUAUUCUGCUAGUCUAGCUGUAUCGCCCCACAAUUGUUGUAACCUCAUCCAAGCCAAAGAAACUCAAAAUAUCUCAAUACUUGAUAUAAUGAUUUGUGGUUACCAAUGAAUUUUUUACCUAGAU